ACUCUCCGUUUUGUGACCUUUCAAUUUAAUACUUUAGUUAGUAAGCAGACCAUCGUCUUGAGAGGCAGGUCGAUUGUAGUAUAUGAAGCCGAAUGAGUGUUUAUAAUUAAUUCAAUAGAAAUAAGAAUAUAAAAUGGGCUUGAUUAAAACAGGAAUUCUGGGUUUGGUAGUGCUUUAUGUUAUUUCCAUAUUUCUACGAUCCAGUGAAAAUGUAGUGCCUGAACUUCCAAAUACCUUUUGGGGUCCAGGAAACGAAAAACCAAAUGUCGAUAAAAGCAUUCGUCCAUUUAAAGUAGUUUUUGAUAACAAGGAUAUUGAGGAUCUCAAAUUUCGGUUAAAAAAUACAAGAUUGCCAAAGCCAGGUUUGGAAGGAGCAGCUUGGACUUAUGGACUUCCUGGUCAAGCUUUACCAAAAAUAAUUGACCACUGGCUCAACAAAUACGAUUUUAAGACACGAGAAGAAUACAUGAACAAGUAUUCUCAAUUCUUAACAAAUAUUCAAGGUCUAGAUAUCCACUUUUUGCACGUAAAACCCAAGGAUGCGAAGGGGAAGAAAGUUUUGCCAUUAUUAAUGCAACAUGGUUGGCCCGGUUCAGCGUUGGAAUUCUACAAAAUAAUUCCACUGCUCACUACACCAAGGCCAGAAUAUGAUUUUGUUUUCGAAAUUAUAGCGCCGUCUUUACCCGGAUUUGGAUUUUCCAGCCCGGCUGUUAGGCCAGGUCUUGGAGCCAAUCAAAUUGCAGUGGUAUUAAAAAAUCUCAUGCAGAGACUAGGAUUUGAGAAGUUUUAUACACAAGGUGGCGAUUGGGGUGCCAUAAUUACUGCCAAUUUAGCUGCCAUGUUUCCUCAACAUGUACUUGGAAUGCAUUCGAAUAUGUGUAAUGUUCUAACACCUUGGAAUUUAUUCAAGGUAUAUUUAUUCAGCUACUUCCCAUCACUUAUUUUGCCAAAAGAAGACUAUCACUUGAUGUACCCAAUGAGUGAACAUUGGUCCUCAAAAGUAGAAGAAUCAGGAUAUUUGCAUAUUCAAGCGACUAAGCCUGACACAGUAGGUGUUGCACAAAGCGAUUCGCCAAUCGGCAUGGCAGCUUAUAUUCUGGAAAAAUUUUCGUCUGGUACAAAUAAAGCUUACAGGCUAAGAGAAGAUGGUGGUCUUUUCGAGAAAUACACUCCUGAUGAACUUAUCGAUAAUAUAAUGUGGUAUUGGAUACCAAAUACCAUGACCACCGCUAUGAGAAUUUAUGCCGAAACUUUUAAUAAAGGAAUGCUAAAACCCGGAGCCCAUAAUGCGCCCAUCAAUGUACCAAGUGCCUGCGCUCAAUUUCCCAACGAAAUAUCUUACUUGCCUCCAUAUCUUCUCAAAGAUCGUUUCAAAAAUUUAAUUCGAGCAACAAAAUUACCACAAGGUGGACAUUUUGCAGCUAUGGAAAAUCCAAAACUCUUAGCUGAAGAUGUUUGGGCUUCAGUGAAGGCAUUUGAAGAAAUUAAAAGGAGUAAAAGUACAUAAUAAAAUAAUUUCUAAUUUAUUAUGUUAUUAAUUUUUGUAUCUUUAAAUAAAAUUUGGAUAACAAAGUCUUCUGAUUCUUUAAGAAACUGUCAAAGUGAAAAAUUAGUUUACACAAUAAAUCUGCAGCAAAAAAGGAGCCAAUAAAAAUGAAACUCAUAAUUUAUCGGUAAAUGAAAGCGAAAAAAUAAAAGAGUCUAGCCGGGUAAGCAUGGAAAAUCGGUCCCCGCUCGUAUCAGGCUGAAAUUCAUUUCAAAUGUUUAUCCUAAGGUAGCAAAAAACUACGAAGAAUUUCAACCUUCAAAUUGCAUUUUUUGGAAGUUAUGGAGCGGAAAAAGAAAAUAAAAAUCAUCAAUCAUCUUUUCACACAAAAAUCUAUACAUCCCCUA
Messenger RNA from Belonocnema kinseyi, 1893 nucleotides. Its product is annotated as juvenile hormone epoxide hydrolase 1-like. The coding region runs from base 134 to 1507 and encodes 457 amino acids. Lineage: Eukaryota; Metazoa; Arthropoda; Insecta; Hymenoptera; Cynipidae. Gene Ontology annotation, molecular function: epoxide hydrolase activity. The record is from RefSeq and is a predicted model, not a curated record. Gene Ontology annotation, biological process: epoxide metabolic process. The transcript has 6 exons.